This is a messenger RNA of Aspergillus bombycis, 327 nucleotides long. Its product is annotated as TMEM14 family protein. Bases 1 to 327 code for a protein of 108 amino acids. Gene Ontology annotation, cellular component: membrane. The record is from RefSeq and is a predicted model, not a curated record. The transcript is spliced from 3 exons. NCBI's taxonomy places the organism in Eukaryota, Fungi, Ascomycota, Eurotiomycetes, Eurotiales, Aspergillaceae.
AUGGCUGAACAUCCUUCCUUUACUCUCGCUGGUCUUUUGCCUGUAGGGGGUGUUGCUGGAUAUAUGCGGACGGGCUCAGCACCUUCUUUGAUCGCAGGUGUUGGUCUAGGCAUUUCCUAUGCGUUUUCAGGCUAUCUGAUUAAACAAAAUAAGGACUAUGGUACCGAGCUUGCCUUGGGAAACAGUCUUGUCCUGCUUGGCGCUGGAAUCUCCAGGACCAUCAAGACCCGGGCGAAGUCACCUAUACCUAUGGCACUUGGAGCCACUGGGCUAUUGGCGUCAUACUACUACCAGAAGAAGGUCCGAGAAUUUAGGUACGGAGUCUAA